This is a messenger RNA of Bombina bombina (fire-bellied toad), 3637 nucleotides long. It is a transcript of the gene EPC2, whose product is annotated as enhancer of polycomb homolog 2. The transcript has 12 exons. Gene Ontology annotation, cellular component: piccolo histone acetyltransferase complex. Gene Ontology annotation, biological process: regulation of transcription by RNA polymerase II. The record is from RefSeq and is a predicted model, not a curated record. The coding region runs from base 246 to 2423 and encodes 725 amino acids. NCBI's taxonomy places the organism in Eukaryota, Metazoa, Chordata, Amphibia, Anura, Bombinatoridae.
UAAUGUCCGCCAUGUUUGCCAUGGCGCAGGGAGCGGAUCGAGCCAACAAAAUACGGAUCUAAGCACGACAAGACGCCGCCAAUACUACCAUCUACCGCCCCUUACACAACACCGGCGUCCUCAUGAAGCGACAAAGGACGAAAACGAGUGGCUUUGUGGAGUCUUUUUGAUUGAUAAUUUUAAGUGUUUUUUUUUUAUUCCAAGCCCCCCUUCCCAGUCUGUCGGGUGUUUUGUGAGAGACGACAAUGAGUAAACUCUCCUUCCGAGCGCGGGCGCUAGACGCCGCUAAACCUCUCCCUAUAUAUCGUGGUAAAGACAUGCCCGACCUCAAUGACUGCGUCUCUAUUAACCGGGCCGUGCCACAGAUGCCGACGGGGAUGGAGAAGGAGGAGGAAUCGGAACAUCAUUUACAACGAGCGAUCUCCGCACAGCAAGUUUUUAGAGAGAAGAAAGAAAGCAUGGUUAUCCCAGUUCCUGAAGCAGAGAGCAAUGUUCUCUACUACAGUCGUCUGUAUAAGGGAGAAUUUAAACAGCCCAAGCAGUUUAUUCACAUUCAACGUGAGUACCUGUUAUGUUUUGUGCUUGCAUGUGUUUAUUUUUUUCUUCCCUUCCUUCCAUUCUUCCUUCUGAUUAUCUGUCUUCUAAUAAUCGAACCAGUAUGGGUUUCUAAUCGAAAGAAUGAUGAAGCCUCCUAUGAAAAAAUGCUGAAAUUAAGAAGAGAGUUUAGUCGAGCCAUAACCAUUCUUGAAAUGAUCAAAAAAAGGGAAAAAACAAAACGAGAAUUGUUACAUCUUACAUUAGAAGUAGUAGAGAAGAGGUAUCAUUUGGGUGACUUUGGAGGAGAAAUCCUGAAUGAGAUUAAAAUUCCCAAAGUGGAAAAGGAUAUUCAUCCCAUUCCUGCAUCUCUGCAUAAUGGAAACCAUCAUAAAGUACCAGAAUGCAAAGCAAAGAUUACACACCAUCCAUCUGUUAAAGAAGAAGUUUUAGAAAUCAUCCGUCUAAAAAAGAAAUAUCCAAAGAAGCCAAAACCAGAUAAUUUUAUUACUCCUCAAAUCCAGCCUGCAUCAGAGCCAUUGCCUGUAAUUAACAAGAGCGAUAUAAAACAGUACGAUUUCCAAAGCUCAGAUGAGGAAGAAUUCCCACAGGUACCCUCUCCAGUUUCAGAACCAGAAGAAGAAAAUGAUCCUGACGGGCCUUAUGCUUUUAGAAGACGACCUGGAUGCCAGUAUUAUGCUCCUCGUUUGGACCAAACCAGUGAUUCUUCAGAAAAUACAGAUUUUUCAGGAUUGGCCAGACAUCGGUAUAGGCAUUGCCUUACCACUCUUACUGUCCCAAGACGAUGCAUAGGGUUUGCAAGGAGGCGAAUAGGCCGAGGUGGAAGGGUUAUAAUGGACAGACUAUCUACAGAACAUGACCCUGUUCUAAAGCAGCUUGAUCCUGAACUGUUGUCUAGUUUUUCAAGCUCUUCCCAAGCUGCACAGCUCCCCUCCCUUUUCUCAUGGACCAAUGCUUCCGAUAAACAUUGUGAAAAAAGACUUUCUCUUUUUGAGAUUCUAAGCAAUAUUAAAUCAUAUCGACUGCAGUGUUUUCAGCCAAGACCACCACAUUUUCAAGACAGUGAUAGUGAAGAAUGUACCUCAAGAAUACUAGGGCAAGCUGUGAACAGUAAAAGAGUUUCUGCCACACCAGUAGCUUUAUUGAACACCAGCAAGAAUGGCAUAUCAGGAGGCAUCACGGAGGAACAGUUCCAGACGCAUCAGCAGCAACUGGUUCAAAUGCAAAGGCAACAACUUGCUCAGCUUCAACAGAAACAGCAGUCACAGCAAUCCUGGCAACAGACACAUUUAAAAGCACAGGGCUUAGGCAAUUCUGACUGCAUGUCUAAGACACUUGACUCUGCAAGUGCCCAAUUUGCUGCUUCUGCUGUUGUCAACACACCAACUCUAGGGCGCAGUGAAGUAACCAAGGAUCAAAACGUUAGUCACGGCAGCCUUAACGGAGUUGUACAACCAUCAGGAGCUGCAAAAACUCUUUUCUCUACAAAUAUGGCGUUAUCAUCCAGCCCAGGGAUUUCAACAGUACAGCUUGUAAGGACAGUCGGCCACCCAACUACUAACCACUUAAUUCCAACAUUGUGCACAAGCAACCCUCAAACGCUUCCUAUGAGUAAUUCUUGCCUAACGAACACCGUUCACCUCAACAAUGUCAGUGUUGUUUCACCUGUAAAUGUACAUAUUAGUACAAGGACUUCAGCUCCAUCGCCAACAGCCUUAAAACUUGCCACAGUUGCUGCAAGCAUGGACAGAGUGCCAAAGGUUACUCCAAGCAGUGCCAUCAGCAGCAUAGCAAGAGAAAACCAUGAACCAGAAAGGUUGGGUUUAAAUGGAAUUGCAGAGACAACAGUGGCUAUGGAAGUAACAUAACUUUAAAACAAUGGACAUUAGCCUGACAUUUUAGGCAUUUGUUAUUCAAUGAAAUGCAAACUGCAACGCUCUGCGGAUCACAGUGCGCUAACAUGGACCUAAAUGGACUAUCUGUAUAUCAGCUAUUAAACUGAUAUACCAUGUACAUUUUGUAAAAUUGGAAAAAAUCACUACCUUGUAAUAUAGUUUAUUUGUAUCAUCAAUAUUAUUUCUGUUACUUGAAUAGUAGAUAUUCAUCAUCAUGCUUUUGCACUUGAAUUUGCAACUGAAUGGAUAUUAAAAAAAAAAAUCUUUAAUGGGAUCAUGAGCAUGAAAUGGGAUCCUGCAUCACUUGUUUUAACUAUUUAUUUUGCCAUGUUUACAUUUUGUAUCUUGUACAAAUAAAUCCAACUUUGUGUCUCAAAACAAAAGUUAAAAAUAGCUAGGAAAUUAAAUUCUUGUAAUUUUUUUCUAAAGGAAAUGUAAAGUUUUCACUUGGUUCAUUUUGUUUCACAAUUUGACUAUAUGGACUUUUUUGGUAAAUUCUUUAGUGGCAUUUCACUGUCAAAUAUGAAGUUUAAGGCAAAAUAGUAUUUUCUAUUAUUGUGCAGGGGUUGGGGAUGGAUCGAUACAUAAAAAAAUUUAAUGUAGUAGUUCACUUUUCCAUAUAUUUUGAAUGUAUAGUUCUAUUUAUAAUUCCACAUUAUAAGAGAUAAUUACAGUCUAUGGGAAAAAUAUACAUCUGCCACCUAAACUGUGCAGACAUAAUUUUACAUUAAUUUACAUUUUUUUUAUCAGAAAAGUUCAUAUUUUAUCCAGCUUCAAAAUUUAACACCAAAAGUAAAGAUUAUUUUACCUUGUAUUGCAUUAUAUACCAUUGCAAUAAUUUAUUGUCUAAAUAUCGAGCCAUCCCUGGUGGAGGGACUGGAUGGGAGCUGUGGAGAGAUUUUUUUUCCUGUAGCUACAAGGCAAGUAACGGGUUUGAAAUGGUCUGACUGUACUUGUUGUAUAUCAUAAUUAUUUUCUUUUUGUUUUGUUUUUUUAUGUUUUUUAUUUUCUUACUUUUUUGUAUAUUUUUUUAAUUUAUUUUAGUUUUGUAUUUUUUAUACUGUUCUUGUAAAUUAGAUAUGUAUAGUGCUGUUUCAGAAUGUUUAUGCACUAGUUCAGACAACUUUCCCUGUUACUUGUUCUUGAUAAGUGAAAACUACAGGGAAAUAAAAAUACAUAUCAAAACA